GAACCCGCCGAAAACUCAGUAGGUUUGACCUAAAUAUAAACCCCACGUCUUAAUCCUUUCUCUUAGAACCCUUCUUCCCUAAAAUUCCUUGAAUUUUUCACAACCUGGUAAUAAUCUCAGGGCCAAAUUAAUCCAUGUUUUUUUUUUUUAAUUUUUAAUUUUUUUUUUAAUUUUAUUUAUAUUAAUCCAUUUCCCACGAAAACCACAUUCCGAAAUGUCCAUCAUCAUCAUCAACCCAACAAGAAAUUGGAAUUCCGCGAUCAAUUUCUUGUUGCGGUUCCCCGAUCGGACGACGAUCUCCCCCCAAUUUCAUUUCCUCGCCUCGAAAAACUCGGAGAUUCGAUGGCUGUGGAUUCGCACACGCUGACGUCGUCUUGCGGCGGCGGCGCGGAAAUGGGGACGGGCCACGGCGGCGGAGAUGAUCAGCCGGCGGUGGUGGUGUACAGGAAAGGGGCGUGGAGCAAGGAGGAGGACGAGAAGCUGAUUAGGGCGGUGGAUGAAUACGGGCUGAGGAACUGGGUCACCAUCGAGAGAUUGUCGGGCCUGGCCCGGCCCGCUAAGAAUUGCAGGCUCCGGUGGCUGAAUUACUUGAGGCCCAAUCUGAAAAAGUAUCCCUUCACGGAGGAUGAAGAGAGAUUAAUCCUUCAUUUGCAUGCUAAACAUGGCAACAGCUGGUCUCGUAUUGCCGCCAAGCUGCCAGGUAGAUCAGACAAUGAGAUAAAGAAUUUCUGGCACAAGAGAGCCAAGAAAUGCCAAAAACACCACCUCCCGAUCUACCCGAACGAAAACCACACAAGCGGAAUCACCGACAAAGAUGAAUCCGUCGCUAAUGACGGUGAUCGUUUUUUCUCAAACAGUAGCGGAGAUUUCGUCACUCAAAAUUCACCUCAAACUCCGAUAUCAAUUUCCAUGCCACAGUCGUCGCAGUUCCUCUCCUCACCUAGCAGCCUCGUAACAUCUCAGAAACAUAGCCCCACAAAUGACCAAAAUACCCCUACUUCUCAAACUCCUCAAAACUUGCUUAUUAUAUCCCCACACCAUACAAUCCAAUCAACCGAAACCCCACUCGAUUUUACCAUGCUGAGAAAGCCCCCGAUUCUUUCAUCUCCGCAGAGCACUCUUAGGCGAUUCUCGAGAUCACAUUCUCUUAUUGCGGAUUCUUCUUCUCGUGCGGUGUAUUCUGUGCAGACAAGUAUGGAGACAAAAGAUUCUCCGACGGCUUCAUUUUCUCCUUUCCAAUUGAAAUCACCGAUGUCAGCUCCACUUUCACCACUUCAAUUGCGUUUGUCGAUGCCUGCGCCUUCAGAAUCUUGUUUCCAGUCUAAUUUAUCGGUCCCAGAUUCAACAUUUUCGCCUUGUGUUCAACCAAUGACAGUUGAUACUGAUAAUUUCGUCACUAAUAAUUCACCUCCUCCCGUAUUAGAAAACUGCCCUUCGUUCAAAUUUUAUCAGCAAGGAGUCGAUAAUAGUGGUGGCGUGCAUAAAGUGGAAGAAGGUGACAGUAAUUUGGAGGUAAUGGAGGAACUGAGAGAAGCUCAAGAGAGGGUACGAUUCCUAAAGAAGAAACUUAAGCAGCAAACGACAAAGAACGUUGUUGGUAAAGUGCAUGCACAUCUUAAAAACUCGACGAAAAAAGAGUCGCUGAAAAGAAAAGGCGACGCGAGCGGUGUUUCACAAGUUAAAACUGCCAGGAGAGAUAAAGGAGAGGAUUUGGAAAAGGUACAACAGAACGAAAAUUCAGAAUCUUUGUCGGCAGAAACAUUGCAGAUAAAAGAAGACACGUUGGGUGAAAUAUUCAACGAGCAAAGUGAUUGGAUAGACUUUCUCGAUUCAAAUUCGUGCGAUGAUGUACUGUGUCCGAUUGUGGGUCCCACAGGUAAAUGCUCGAACGAACGCUCCACUAUGCAAGACAGUUUUUUUGAGGAAGAUUUGUUCGGUCAAAGGUAUGAGAUUCAAGGCGGUGAAGAAUUCGGUUAUACCAGCGGACAAGAUUAUUUCUCCGAUUAUUGUGACCCGAAUUUAAUAUCACCGAACCAGUACACUGGGCCCGAUCCGCUAGAUUCCGGCUAUUUGCUUACUCAGCCAACAGCCAUGGAACAAGAACCUAGUGCAGAACAAAACUUAUGGACACAAGCACAAAUGGUUUCUCAAGAUCAGACAUUGCCUACACAAGGGUUCGACUCGUUUGCAAAUCCAACGGAAUCAAAGAACUGCUGGAACUACGAAUCAGGAAAAGUGGAGCUAAAGGAAGAGCAGGAGCAGGAGAACAUGGACACGAUAAUGCCCGACGACUUAUCCAGUUUGCUCGAGUUUUUCCCGACGAACAAUCAGACAGUUGAAUGGUACAACAUUGGAGAUGCAAUAAGUAUUUCAGACUAUAUCUAAAACCUCAAGACUUUCUGAGUCUCGUUUGUUGAUAGUUGAACAAAGCAACUCAUCUGCAUGUAAAGUGUUUGGUACUUCAAAAAAAUGUGAUCAAUUGUUAAAUAUUAUCCAUCCAA
Molecule: messenger RNA, 2501 nt
Organism: Erythranthe guttata (spotted monkey flower)
Lineage: Eukaryota; Viridiplantae; Streptophyta; Magnoliopsida; Lamiales; Phrymaceae
Source: RefSeq, a predicted model, not a curated record